AGGAAGAGUUGUACUAAAUCCCAAGAGGGAAAACUACAUUCUGAGCAUUAUCUAAAAGGUAGAAAAGCUUUGGGAAAGGUUAGGUUGAUGGAUUUGUAGUUUAGACAUUCAAAAGCGAGAUACUUUGCUCCCUCUCCAGCCUUUCAAUCCUAACAAACAGAAACUUAAUUUGCUACCCACCAUGUGACACUUUUCUUGCCUUCCUCCAUUGUUCAUAAACAGGUACAGUAACUUCCCUUUUAGGGUUUCUUCAUCUUACAAAACCCUUCCCUCCCCCAUCAUCUUUUCCUAUCUUCUUAGAGUUGCUAAGAAUGGAGAAUAUGAUCAAACAACGAAGGGUUUCAUUUUCGGAGCUUCUACAGCGUGAUAACAAAGAAUCGUUCUCCAAAGAUAAGAGAUCACCGAACUGGUGCCAUCAAAGAAAUAGUCAAGAUUAUGUUUCCAUCGACGAUGAACAUAUGGCUGCCAUAGCUGCAGCCACUUUCGCUAUACAUUCAUUGGAAGAAAAAGCGAUCUCUCAGUUUCAGAGAAAAGAGAAAAGUAGAGAAGAAGUUGAAGCUUCCAUGAAAACCAAUAUGAGUCAGGCAGAUAAAGCUCCAUCGUUCUCAAGACCAAGUAGGCCUAGAGAGGCUUAUGCUAAUAGGAGUUUAAGCAUAUAUGGAAGUGGAAACACCAAAGUUGAUGCAUGGGAAAAAGCCAAAUUGCUAAAGAUUCAAAACCGAUAUGAGAAGAGUAACCUAACAAUUCUUCAAUGGGAAAACGAGAAGAAAGCAAGGGCUAAACGUCGAGUGGAAGAGAAAAAGAAAGAAUUGGAACAGAAAAGAUCGAUCAAUUGGCAGCAUUACCAGAACAAGCUGGCGAGGAUUGAUCAUGUAGCUGGAGGCGCUAGAUCGCAAGCAGAAGACACAACACGAAAUCAUGAGAAAAAGGUAAAAGAAAGAGCAAGGGAAAUGAGAUCACUUGGAGUUACAUCUCCAAAAUAUUGCUUCUUGUGUUGA
Messenger RNA from Lactuca virosa, 998 nucleotides. The record is from the annotation of a GenBank genome assembly. Lineage: Eukaryota; Viridiplantae; Streptophyta; Magnoliopsida; Asterales; Asteraceae.